Messenger RNA from Rhagoletis zephyria (snowberry fruit fly), 3009 nucleotides. It is a transcript of the gene Lap1, whose product is annotated as leucine rich repeat containing protein 7 lap1. Gene Ontology annotation, cellular component: basolateral plasma membrane; adherens junction; postsynaptic membrane. Gene Ontology annotation, molecular function: protein kinase binding. The record is from RefSeq and is a predicted model, not a curated record. Lineage: Eukaryota; Metazoa; Arthropoda; Insecta; Diptera; Tephritidae. Gene Ontology annotation, biological process: receptor clustering; neurotransmitter receptor transport postsynaptic membrane to endosome; cell-cell adhesion.
CACCUACUACUUAACAAACGACUUUCGGAAAUUAGGCAAAAAAUGGCAUUUCUCCGCUGUUUUUCUUGCCUGGCGAAUCAAAAUGAUGAUAUUAUUUUAGAACUAGAUUUUAGCAAUAAUAUACUGAGUGAUGCUUUCCCAAAUGUAUGGCAGCAUGAGCGUACAUUAGAAGAACUCUAUUUAAAUUCGGCACGCAUCACAAGUCUUCCGCCAGAGCUAUUUUACUGUCAGAAUUUACGUGUUUUGGUGGUAAGCAACAAUAAUUUAGAAUCAGUUCCGAAUGCCGUUGCUGCUUUACGGCAGCUGCAAACAUUGAAUUUAAGUCGAAAUUUCAUUUCAAAUGUUCCUGAAAGUAUGAAAGCGUGUAAAAAUUUAACCCAUUUAGACUUGAGCUGCAAUAGCCUCAACCGCCUACCUGAUGCCUUAACGAGCCUUAUUACACUCAAAGAAUUAUUUUUAAAUGAGACAUACCUGGAAUUCUUGCCUGCAAACUUUGGUCGUUUAAUACAUUUGAAAGUUCUGGAGCUGCGCUUAAAUAACUUAAUAACAUUACCAAAAUCUAUCGCUCGACUAACAAGUCUUUUGCGGCUAGAUAUAGGAUAUAACGAGUUUACUGAACUACCGGAAGUUGUUGGUGAAUUGAAGCAGCUGCGUGAACUAUGGAUUGACUUUAACCAAAUUAAUAGAAUUUCGUCUAAUGUUGGGAAAUUACGCGACAUUUUACAUUUCGAUGCAUCUGGUAAUAAUAUUAGUAUUCUUCCACACGAUAUGAGUAACUGGCGGGACAUUGAGGUCUUGUCUUUGUGCACAAAUAAUUUAGAUACAUUUCCAUUUAGUAUUGGCUCGUUGAAAUCUCUAGUCACUUUGAAAUGUGCAUCAAAUGAGUUGCAUCAGUUGCCUGAUAGCAUAUCUAAUUUGGACAGUCUAGAAGAACUGGAACUUAGUCACAACCAACUCACCAGUUUACCAUCUACGAUUGGAAUGUUAAGGAAACUACGUUACCUCUUUGUCGAUGAUAAUGAUCUGCAUUCCUUACCAAAUGAAAUAUGCAGUUGUAACGAUUUAAGGAUCUUAAGCAUAAGCCGAAACAAGAUAUCUGAAUUGCCAAAAAGUAUUGGUAGACUUUCUGAACUCAAAGUUCUGAAUAUAGUUAAUAAUCAUAUCGCUACACUACCUCUUUCUGUUUUAAACUUGAUCAAUUUAUCUUCACUGUGGAUAAGUGAUAAUCAGUCCCAACCGCUCGUUCCUUUACAAUAUCUAGACAUCAAUACAAGAUCAAAACUAACUUGUUUUAUGUUGCCACAAGCAGGUAGCUGUAUGUACCCACUCCAUUUUGAAAGGCGAUCUCCAGCGCAUUUGAAGGAAUCUGAUACUUAUGAACGGCCAUCAGAAAAUUCUGAUUAUGAUUGUCCAAACCAGAUCGAGCCACUAGCUACCAACACUUAUCCAAUACGUCGAAUUUGUUUUGCGGAAAAGGCCAUUAUUAUGAGCACUUCACCUAAUUCUAAAUUGUACAACUUCCAAUUCGCGUGCGAGACUGAUAACAACCCAAAAAUAGAAACUGUUCAGAAUAUCAACAAAAAUAGCUUAACAAACAAUAACAAAGCUGAUGGAGGUAUUCGUUUAAUGCGUUCACCAACUCCAUACCCAAAAGAACUGCGCUUAUUUGCUAAAUAUAUUCGCAAUGAACGUAGAUCUUUUGGAUCGGAACCCUUGAGAGUUAAAGAAGCGCGAGUGUUAUUUAAUGUCGACAAGUGCCAUUCAAAUAUCAUCACAAGAAAUAUGAAUACAGAUAUGCCAACGAAUACGGACGACUUCUCAUUACAAGCAGAUAAAAUUAAUGAUGCACUACAUCAAAUAAGUCACGAUAUCAAUAAUCUUACACAUUCCGAGCAAAUAUGUGAAAUCGAUACCAACUCUCCGCUUCAGCAGGGAUCCAGCUAUCCAGCAUCGUUAUUUGAAUUGCGUUCACAGAGUCCCUUAAUUUCAAAUAGGAAUGAAGUGGAUACCAGUGUUAGCGUAACACCGCCACUCAUACCUCCUACAUUCCACAUCGCUCGCGUAUUUACAAGAAAAACUGCGCAUGACUUAACAAAUUAUGAAAUGAUACGUUGUCAACAACAACUAAAUCUUGACAAUUUGAAUGAGAAUGAAGCAAAAGGUGUUGAAAAACUUCCUAAGAUAGAAAUGUUAAAUGAGAAAAGAGCAGACGGCGACAAAAACUCUGACAUACAGGACUUACGUUUUAAUGAAAAUGAUUCAAACAACUCCAUAUGUUCAAAUACUGAACUUUUAGACACGGCUGAAUGCAUCCAACGCCGAAAUGCACAUGAGUUGAAGGGCCUUGAUAAGCUCGCUAAACAUCAUAAUGAUUAUGGAUUAUUAAAUUACUCACUUCCGUACCCAUCUGGUGAUGAAGAAACCAAUUCUUUCAUUCCUACCACAGAAAGUAUUACAGCCAUUAAUUAUCGCAAUACUAAUAUCACGCUGCAAAAGUGCUCUGUGAAAAAAACACCUUGGUUCUUUGGUGCACAUAAAAAUCCGACCGUGAUACAAGUUUCUUUGAAAUGGAACAACAACGUUGGGUUUGACAUAGAGGGAAUGCCUCACAAGCACCGGUCGGUGAGGUCUGACAGAUAAAAAAGUGUCAGAUCUUCAAAGUGGAACAUUGGAAGUGUAAUAAAUUCGGUCAAACUUCAGAAUUUUCAAUUUCGAGAAAAACCUUUUAGCGGGGAAGUUUUGUAACUAGCUAGCGACAAUUUUCGGAUCGCUCUCACAACUCUUCGACGUGUGUUAUGAAUGCCGACAAGUUUCGAUAGCAAUGCGAAAACUCGAUACGAAUCUCCAAAGAAACUUUAAUAAUUAAAGAGGCCAGAUCGAAAAUAAAAAUAUAGAAUUUUGAAGCGUUUGGAACCGAAAUAAUCGAUUCGUUUUUUUUUUAUACGAAAUAACAUUGAUUCAUUGAAAUACGUUUUACACAAGCAGUGUUGCCAGAAUUUUUUGAGACUU